ACCACCACACCGCUCUGUUUUCCAUCAUUUUUUUUGGGUCUUCUUCUCCGACGAACCAAAACGCCAUGGACAAAGACGGCCCCUCUGCUCCUCGCCGGAAGGGAAGGUUCAAGCCCAGAGCUCAACCCAGAAGGCCCAACCCUACCACUGAGGUUGAAGAUGCUGAGAAGGAAGAAAGAGAAGCCAAGGCUCUGCUUCGAAAGUUCCAGGAGAAUCGGGCGAGACGUGCGCCUAAAGCCGAAAAAAAAUCAGCAGCUGCUGUGGAAGUGGCAUUUGGUCCUGGAGCUCAAUCAUCAAGCUCCCUGAGGACGUAUGGGGUACCAAAGUUAGAAAAUCUUGAUCAAGGGAGUAGCUUAGGAGUGAAAGGCUAUGACGGUCAUAAGAUUCUGUCAUCUUCACCUUUGGCUACCGGUGGAGCUGGAACUGAUGCGCCUAUGGACAUUGAUACUGCGGAUGCAUCCAUUUCAAAUGUCAAGAAUCAUUAUGUAGAGAUUUGGGAUUAUGAGAACAGCAAAUAUCCUAUUAGUCUUCCACUGAGGAAGCCCUACUCUGGAGACCCAGACAUUCUUAAUGAGAAGGAGUUUGUUGAGGAUGCUGCAAAGGAGUAUGACGAGAGUACUAUAAACUGUGCUUCAGAACUCGGGCUGCUGGAGCAAAAUCCGAAAGAGAAGUUGCUCUUUGUUCAGCUGCCUCCUACUUUACCAUUGGUCAAGCGAUCUACUAGUGCAAAGGGGAAAGAGAAAGUCGGAAGCUCAACACCAUCUGAGAAGGUAGGUGCUGCAAAGAAGAGUGGUGGUUUGGAAGAGUUAUCUGAGGGGUAUAUGGGGAAGAUGCUGGUUUACAAGAGUGGAGCAGUCAAGUUCAAGCUAGGAGAUGCACUGUAUGACGUUUCACCCGGUUCAGAUUGUGUGUUUGCUCAAGAUAUUGCUGCAAUCAACACUGCAGCGAGAAAGUGUUGUGUUCUUGGAGAGCUCGGCCAGCGAGUUGUUGUAACUCCUGACGUGGAUUCCCUACUAGACGCAACAAUCGAGUUGGAGUGAGGUUUUAGCUAGUGGAACUGUGGGAGGUUGUGCAAAUAAGAAUCCUGGUAUUGGUAGAUAUGUAAAUGCACGCAUGUUAAUAGAGACUAGAGUGACAAACGCUGAGCUACUGAGCUAGUGUGCUGCGUGGAAUGUAAAGAGUCAUAACGUGUAGGCCUGUAGGGUGCAUAAUGCAUUGAGAUUUUGUAUGUGAUACCUGAUCUAGCUAGUAUGGUCUUUGCCUCAUUUUUCUGGGAAAAUAGAAAAGCUAUUAUCGAUCUCUUAUUAUCAUC
Fragaria vesca subsp. vesca is the source of this 1312-nucleotide messenger RNA. RefSeq lists its product as uncharacterized. Gene Ontology annotation, molecular function: DNA binding. The coding region runs from base 66 to 1040 and encodes 324 amino acids. Lineage: Eukaryota; Viridiplantae; Streptophyta; Magnoliopsida; Rosales; Rosaceae. Gene Ontology annotation, biological process: transcription by RNA polymerase III. The transcript is spliced from 9 exons. The record is from RefSeq and is a predicted model, not a curated record. Gene Ontology annotation, cellular component: RNA polymerase III complex.